CGCUUCUUCCUCUUCCUCUCCUCUGCAACUACCAACCCUUCAUUAAUACAAACCCCUAUCCCUAAUUCCUCUCCUCUGUCUCCCUCUCCCUCUCUUUCUCUUGGGCAUUCUCUCUCCCUCUGCACUCUUCGAUCGUCUCUUCUCAACCUGCGAAAAUGUGGCCACCGCAGCAAGAGAAGCAUGGCGACAUCGAGGCCGGAGGCCAGCAGCUCUAUCCCAAGAUGCUCGAGAAUCCCCAACUCCGGUGGGGGUUCAUUCGUAAGGUUUAUUGCAUCUUGGCCGUCCAAUUCCUUCUCACCGUCGUCGUUUCUGCUGUCAUCGUCUUCGUUCGUCCCAUCGCAGUCUUCUUCGUCACCACUGCCGCCGGUUUUGCUCUGUACAUUGUUCUCAUUAUCUUGCCCUUCAUACUUUUGUGCCCUCUGUACUACUAUCACCAAAAGCAUCCUGUGAACCUCAUACUUCUUGGAUUGUUUACGGUGGCGAUAUCAUUUUCAGUCGGAUUGACGUGCGCUUUUACCAAAGGAAAGAUUAUUUUGGAGGCUGCAAUUCUGACAGCGGUGGUGGUUGUGAGCCUCACUAUCUACACCUUCUGGGCAGCAAAGAAGGGUCACGACUUUAGCUUCCUUGGACCCUUCUUGUUUGCUGCUCUUUUAGUUCUUACCAUCUUUGGCUUCAUUCAGAUGCUAUUUCCAUUGGGGAAAACCACUGUGAUGAUAUAUUCGGCCUUGGCAGCUAUUAUAUUCUGUGGCUACAUAAUCUAUGACACUGACAACUUGAUUAAGCGCUAUUCUUACGAUGAAUACAUCUGGGCAGCAGUUUCCCUUUACCUCGACAUCGUCAACCUGUUCCUGGCUCUCCUCGACAUUCUAAGAGCACUGGACGGAUAGAAACUUCAUUUCUUUCUUUGAAAUUUUCCUGCCUUCUAACAAAAGUGCAUACAGUUUGAAGUGCAAAAUGGGUUGGACCUACCCCACCCCACCCCAACCCAACCCAAAAAUAGGGUUGUCUUGAAGAUUGGGUUAGGGUUAGAAAACACCAACCCAAUAUAAGGUUGGAUUUGGUUGGUUUGAUGCUUUGGGAAACCCAACUCGGAUGUAUUGUAUUUGUAAUUAUAUGUUUUUUAUGCUUUAAUGUAUGAUACAUGCAUUGAUCUGUAUAGACAAGUAUGUUAAAAGUAUGCAUAUGUGAGAGGAGGAGAG
Messenger RNA from Nelumbo nucifera (sacred lotus), 1199 nucleotides. RefSeq names its product protein LIFEGUARD 2. NCBI's taxonomy places the organism in Eukaryota, Viridiplantae, Streptophyta, Magnoliopsida, Proteales, Nelumbonaceae. The record is from RefSeq and is a predicted model, not a curated record. Gene Ontology annotation, cellular component: membrane.